AAAUUCGGAGAAGACUUCUGGGCUAUAGGGUUAUUGUCAAAGUCCAAAAACCAAAAUUAUUUUUACAAAAUCUAUUUUCUCCUAGAUUUUCGACUACAAAUAACUGGAAUAAUUGAGAAAAGUAUCCAAAACAGAAAUGGAAGAUCAGCGUAUUGAACGUUCUUAUGGUGGAUGUGAAGGUCCAAAUGCAAUGUAUGUUAAACUCAUAUCGUCUGAUGGUCAUGAAUUUAUUGUGAAGCGUGAACAUGCAUUGACUUCUGGAACAAUCAAAGCGAUGCUCUCUGGUCCUGGACAAUUUGCAGAAAAUGAAGCAAAUGAAGUGAACUUUCGAGAAAUUCCGUCACAUGUUCUUCAGAAAGUCUGCAUGUACUUCACUUACAAAGUACGAUACACCAAUAGCUCCACGGAAAUCCCAGAAUUUCCAAUUGCCCCAGAGAUUGCAUUGGAAUUACUUAUGGCGGCUAAUUUUUUAGAUUGCUAAGCUGAUUUAAAGUUAACUGGAAAUAUAUUUUUAAUUCACCUUCCUGUCCACUUUUUAAUGCUUACAGAAGUUUUAGUUGUUUUUUUUUAAUCAGCUCAUAAUAUAUCCAUAAACUCAGUGUAUAAAGAAAUAAAUUCCAGUUCAAUCAAA
This is a messenger RNA of Lutzomyia longipalpis, 631 nucleotides long. RefSeq names its product elongin-C (gene EloC). The record is from RefSeq and is a predicted model, not a curated record. Gene Ontology annotation, molecular function: protein-macromolecule adaptor activity. Gene Ontology annotation, cellular component: elongin complex. The coding region runs from base 137 to 481 and encodes 114 amino acids. Gene Ontology annotation, biological process: ubiquitin-dependent protein catabolic process. The transcript is spliced from 3 exons. NCBI's taxonomy places the organism in Eukaryota, Metazoa, Arthropoda, Insecta, Diptera, Psychodidae.